Messenger RNA from Pistacia vera, 1233 nucleotides. RefSeq names its product transcription factor bHLH75-like. The transcript has 6 exons. NCBI's taxonomy places the organism in Eukaryota, Viridiplantae, Streptophyta, Magnoliopsida, Sapindales, Anacardiaceae. The record is from RefSeq and is a predicted model, not a curated record. Gene Ontology annotation, cellular component: nucleus. Gene Ontology annotation, biological process: regulation of DNA-templated transcription. Bases 101 to 922 code for a protein of 273 amino acids. Gene Ontology annotation, molecular function: protein dimerization activity; DNA-binding transcription factor activity.
UCAUUUAUAUUGUGCUCUAUAAAUUGCUCUCUCACUCCCUUCAUAACACAACCACCAACGAGGCCUUUAAGAAACUCUACAGUUAACAGUUGAUACUUCGAUGGCUGAUUUUCGACAGCAUAUGCAGAGUUUCAGGCCUUGUCAACCUUUCUCAGAGAUAGAUAUGAACAUGGAAAUGUUUAAGCAGUUUGCAGAGCUAAAGCCAAGCAUGUUGGACAAUUUCAACAUUCCAAACUUCUCAUUAGAAACUCCUUUGGUCCACCAGCAACUCGAGUUUCCAGCAAACUGUAACCAUAACAAUCUUUUUACUAAUUUUCACACUGCAGAAAGCCUCAUUACAAUGCCAGUUGUUCAAAACAUAACAGCAAAUUUAGAUGUUUUCCAUGAAAACAAGCAAAGAGAAGCGCCAGAACAAUCAACUAGUAUCUCCAAGAACAUUUCUACUUCAGCUUCAACAGCUGGCUUUGAAGGAGACACCAACAGAAAAAGAAAAAAUAGAUUAGGAAAAGGGAAGAAAGUCAGCAGCGAUGAAAAAGAGGAUGAGAAAGCAGAGGAAGUUAUUCAUGUUAGAGCAAAAAGAGGUCAAGCCACUGAUAGUCACAGCAUAGCAGAAAGGGUGAGAAGAGAAAAGAUCAACAAGAAAAUGAGGUGCUUGCAAGACCUUGUUCCUGGAUGUCACAAGACCAUGGGAAUGGCAGGGAUGUUAGAGGAAAUAAUAAAUUAUGUCCAUUCAUUGCAGAAUCAAGUUGAGUUUCUCUCCAUGGAGCUUGCUGCUGCUUGUUCUUCUCAUGACUUGAACUUUGAAGCUGAAUCUAGCAAAAAGGCUCAGGGAACCAAUUCACAUGAGUCACAAGAGAUGGAGAAAUGGGCAAGAGAAGCAUAUGGAGAGUACACUUGCUUCCACUCAACAUGGUCCCUUUGACUCUACUUUUGGCCCAUAUUCUCCCCAUUGCUAUACUCAAAGCACAUGUAUAUGCUUCGAAUGCCUCUUUGAGGCAAAUCAAAUCUGUUUCCGAUUUCGUUGCAAAUGUUCCAAAUAUAUAUGCAUUGCAUCACAAAGGGUUGAGAAGUAAAGUACAAAAGCCUUUAUUCCUAUUUUUUUGGUCCAGUUUAAGGUCUAAUUUCUCCUUAGUAUAUGACUUCAUAAUUAUCUCUUUGAUUUGAAGCAUCCUAUAUGUAUUUGAUGCUAGCAUGUCAUCUAGACCCGUUAAUCAGAAAAUGGCUUUGAUGGGA